CCUUUCUCUCUCUCACACAAAAAUGCACCAAAAAAAUCAAAUCCCCGACCCACCACCGGCCACCGCCGACGGAGGAGGCGGCGACGGCAAUGGCGCGGAGCUGGACAACGUGGUAAAAAUGGUGUCGGAGAAUCCAGUGAUGGUGAUUGGGACACGUGGGUGCUGCAUGUGUCAUGUGGUGCAAAAGUUGUUGCAAGGCCUAGGAGUGAACCCUCCCGUGUACGAGGUUGAUGAGGUUGACGAGGCUGCCGUGGCCGCCGAGCUGUCCCGGAAGGUUGUCGGUGGCGGCGGAGAUGACGGCGGGAGGGUGCAGUUUCCGGCGGUCUUCGUGGGAGGGAAGUUGUUUGGAGGGUUGGAGAGAUUGAUGGCUACCCAUAUCUCAGGUGAAUUGGUUCCUAUACUCAAAGAUGCUGGAGCCUUGUGGCUUUGACUAUACCAUUUUAGUGAAGUUCUCUUUAUUAUUUUUUAUGGUAUUUUUACCUUUUGGAGUGAGAAUUCAUGGUAACAGAAUUAUAUAUACUUUGUUCUCCUCGAUCGGCUUUUGUUUCGAAUUUAUGUUCCUGUCUUUUUGGAAAAAGAAAUCAUGUGUUGAAAGGCAGGAAAUAAGAGGUAUUGUACAUUCUCAUGGAAUUGAUAAAGAGAACCUCAUUUGUGUUUGCAGAAUAGGUGUUGAAAUUGACUAGCUGUUAAUUAAUGGUGUUUUUCUUAGUUGU
Messenger RNA from Cajanus cajan (pigeon pea), 713 nucleotides. Its product is annotated as glutaredoxin-C9. NCBI's taxonomy places the organism in Eukaryota, Viridiplantae, Streptophyta, Magnoliopsida, Fabales, Fabaceae. The record is from RefSeq and is a predicted model, not a curated record.